ACGGCACGAUCGAGGGAGUGCCAUCACGUCGAUGGGGAGGAACCGGAUGACUGGGCGAGGGUUUGUGCAUCUUACUGGGUGAGCAACAUCGGUUUGUGAGUCGAUUCUUGGAGAAGCGGUGACACGUAACGCCAGAAUAGGCAAACGCCCACUUCUUGGCGCGAGUUCAGGUAAACUGCAAAACGCGUCUCCUCGACUCCCAUCCCUUUGCCAUCCUUCAACUAUUCUCAUCUCCCCGCGUUUCCCCCUCCUGCCUCGCGUCUUCCCGUUCAGCCAUCAUUCAAACCAUCAUGGAGGAACCCGCCCCCCCUCCGAUUGUUUACAAGGCCACUUAUAGUGGUACUCCAGUGUGAGUUCCCCCAUCUCCCAAUCCAUCUUGCAGCCAAUUUACCCCCCUCAGGAGCCUCUCUUGCCGCUGUGAACCAAAAUCGGCUGGGGGUGUCUUCCAGCUCCAAUGGAUCGAUUUAUUCAUAAUUAUCGUUCCCUUUUCGAUCGGAGCCACCUUUUCCUAUUUGUCCGAUUUGGCUUCGGUUUUCCGUGAUUUUUUUUCUUGAAACUAAUCCCUGGAUUCGCUGGCAGAUAUGAAUAGUAUGUUCACACACAACCCCUUGCCCCAGAUUAACCUAGGCACUGAUGCGGAGUGAAGUAUUGCAAGGAAUAUUGCAUGUAUGCGAAGACGAUCGGACUCGUGGGUUAACGCUACACAGGUCUUGAAGGUUUGUGGUAGCAUUGGUCUUGAUAGGGUCGACAGGAAUUGACCUCAGGGUUUACUCAUAGGUAGCUGAGUUCGACAAACCGCAGAGAACUCGAAUUCUCGAGCGAGAGGUCCAGAGAGGGCUUCAUGAGAAGGUCCAGGGUGGUUAUGGGAAAUACCAAGGUGGGAACGAGUGCGGGUUGUGGACUUCGAGUCGCAUAACACCUGUCUCUUUGAUUUGUUAGGUUCUUGCUGACCUGGUGUUUGCUAGGUACUUGGGUACCGCUUGAGCGAGCGAGGGAAAUCGCUGCGCUUUACAACGUUGAAGAGUUGCUUAAACCGAUCUUUGAUUUCCGUCCUUCAACUGAGUCACCUCCACUUGCUCCCAAGCAUGUAACGGCUGCAUCUACAAAACCAAGGCCUUCACGAGCGCAGCCACGUGCAGCUCCACUGAUUAAACGGGUUGUUAGUAGGUUACGAAUUCUAUUUCCCUUUGCUCUUGUAAAGAUGGAAAGCUUAAUCACUUUUUUCAGAACCGACACCACCCGUACAAGCGCCGCCCUCGAUCGAUAGCUUAGACGAAGUUGGUGUUGAGGGUGAAGAUGAUGAUUUAAGCGAUUUAGAUCCUCUCAAUGACCCCAGUUCUCCAUCGGUACAAUCCUCAUCUGCAUCGGACGGGGCGCUCUCUGAACUUGAAAUUGACGAUCGACGCUCUCAGAAUUCGGUAUCGGCCACUUUGAAAAGGAAACGUGAGCAAAUGGAUAAUGAGGACAUAUUGGGGACGUUCAUGCUGCCAUCUUCGGAACAAAGAAAGGUUGCCUAUAGUGAUGAGCUGCUGGACUAUUUCAUGGCCAAUGAAAAGGGACUUCCGGAAUUCCUUGUCAACCCGCCCUCGGACUUUGAUGUGAACGAGGUCAUUGAUGAUGAAGGACAUACAGCGUUCCACUGGGCAGCAUCAAUGGGCGAUCUGAGGGUUAUCGAGUUGUUGUAUCAGGCCGAGGCAAACAUCUUCAUGGUCAACAAGCGUGGUGAAACUCCUCUCAUGCGGGCCGUGUUAUUUACCAACAAUUACGACAGAAAGUCGUUUCCGAGACUGGUCGAGAAACUCCGGGAUACGAUAUUUCAUGUUGACAACUACGAUUCGACAGUGUUUCACCAUAUUGCAGCAACAACAUCCUCGAGAAAUAAACUGUUGGCGGCAAGAUACUAUUUCGACGUACUUCUCCAAAAGCUAGGGGAGAAGAAGUCCAUGCCUGAUAUCGCUGUGGUUCUGGACCUUAGGGACUCUCUGGGUGAUACCGCCCUGACAAUUGCGGCGCGGAAUGGUGCAAAGAAGUGUGUGAGGAGUUUACUCGCUCAUAAUGCCAAUCCCAAUAUUCCGAACAAUGAGGGACAAACGGCAGAUCAAUAUAUCGUUGCGGUAGAAAGGCAAAGACGAAAUGGAGACUACCCACCAGCAUCGAGUUCUUCCCCAUUUCAAUCACACGAGCACCAUCCUCCCCAUAUCCACAAUAGCCGUUUCCACAGGCAUCCUUCGACGCAAUCAGUCGCGACAGUGGCAGCUGUCAAUUAUGCAAACAAUAGCUAUAUCCCCCAGCCACAUAUCUCAGAAGCAGCUAUCGCAGCAACCCAGAAAGUCAUACCCCUAAUGGCUGAAAUGUUGGAAGGGCUUGCGACUGCUUUUGAUAAAGAGCUGAAUGACAAGGAGGAGGAUCACAGCCAGGCUCAGCGGUUGUUGGACAGCUCCACUCAUGAAAUACAAACAUGUAAGGCUACGUCUGAAGAGACACUGGCGCCUUUCGGUGAUAUCGCAACUAUGGAGGCCCAGAUUGAAGCUCUCAGGGAAGAGGCAGAUGCGCUGGCGGAGCAGUUGAGAGAGGUUUUCGAAUGUGGGCAGUAUCACGACCUCUCCGGCCUCAUUCGAGAGGAGGUAGGGCAACUGCCUCCUCAAGAGAAGGAAGUCUUGAGUGAAGACAACCCCGAAGGCUGGCUAGAAAAGUUUGAGGCUGCUAAGGAACUUGGUCAACUUCAGCAAGAGAGGAUAGAGCUAAGGGAUACAAUUGUCAAAGCGUAUGCAAGGAGCGGUGCCGGUGAGAGGAUGAGUGACUAUAGGAGACUCAUCGCUUUGAGCUGUUCGCUGCUCCCUGAAGACGUUGAAAAGCUCCUUCCCGAGAUUCUGAAAGAUCUCGAAGCUGGCGGUGACGGGGGCAUUGGUGAUGGCUUAAUGAUAUGAGCGGGGAUUUUUUAAUUCAUUUAUUUGCCCUUAUAUUCGAUCUUUUCUUCGGGUUGAAGAUGCACCCUGGGCUACCUUAUGUUGGGCUCCUCUGCUUUCGCCCAUUUACGAAGGGAUUGCAGCACCCUCUUUCUCUUUUUCCUUUUCCUUCUUUUUCUUCCUCUUUUCGGAUUUGGCCAGAACAUUCCGGAUUGGGUGGGCCUCGGUGGGUUUAAUUGGCUGGUUUGUUGGACUUAGAUCUGGCGUUUUCUGAAAUGGUAGUUUGGUUUGAACUGGCUAAGGACAAUAACUUGUAUUCUGUUUUUUUUUUAUCUUAUCGAUUUCCGGUGAGCGUUUCGGGAUGUAUAUUUCUUGACCUUUGUAUAACUUGUAUUUCUUUCCUCACUACCCCACUAUCGCGACUGUUACGUCGUCGAUAUUGCUAUUAUCUGCGCCAUAUUUUCAUAUCAAUCGUCUUGUAAUGCAUACCACUAUGGUUUGUUUUCUUUCUCUCUUUCUUCCUUUCCGGCCAGCUGGGGGGGGGGGGGGGCGAGCGCUCGCACGUAUCAUCUUAUGUAUACAAACGACCUGGCCACAGAACGGAAUUCGUGGCAUGCGGUGGGAGGUUCACACCGAAUCUGGAGAUGGAGGAUUUCUUUGCUUGUACCUGCUCCCCCAGUUACUGUGUCUAUUAUCCACCUACUCUUGUCCCUCACGCGCUCAAGCGCCAAAACACCUCGAUAAGAACCCAACAAGAAAGGCCGAUUUGAUUUGUGACAUAUGUAUAAGAAACAAACGCCGCCAUGCAUGUAUGUAAGUUGAAACCCAAGAAUGAGCGAUGGCAAAAGCCCGUCCGCCUGUCCGCCCGGCCGUAGUGAGGACGAAAGAAAUGGAAGAAAUGAGGUUACUGAAUACGAUACGUUUGUCAAGAGUACUGUAGCAGGUACCAAAAAGGAAUGGGAAAUGGGAGGGGGGGGGAGGAAGAGGGUAAAAGAAAGAAGGAAGGCACAAGAUGGUGCUAUCAUACAUAAUUGAAACAAACCGGUAAGCAAGCAAACGGGUAGAGGAAGAUAUUCGGGGCGAUUUGGGGGAAGGGGUGGAAGGGCUAAUAAUAAUAAUAAUAAUAAUAAUAAUAAUAAAAGAAUAGACCCCCCAGGUACAAAUACAGUAAUUAAUUAACUCAAGUGGAUAACGUAUCUUUUCUUUCUUACUGUGGGUGAGACCUGAUUGGUUGAUUGUUACUGCUGCCUGCCCAUUGCCUGCGACAUCUUCAUCUCCAGCUCGCGCUGUAAGCUCGCGAUGACAAGUUCCACCCUGCCGCGUAGGAGGCUGUUGGUAAUUUUGGACAACUCCUUCUGUUUGGCACGGAUAGCGGCUUGGAGGUCGUGGAUUUCCCCCUUAACUUUCUCCCUCACUUGGGCAGCCUCGGUCGCGUCCUCGUCCAGAUCGCCCGCUUCCUCCUCUUCGUCGUCGUCAUCGUCGUCAUCGGUUUCCUCGUCAGCGGGGGUGGCGGCGGCGGUACCG
This is a messenger RNA of Tuber aestivum (summer truffle), 4430 nucleotides long. Lineage: Eukaryota; Fungi; Ascomycota; Pezizomycetes; Pezizales; Tuberaceae. The record is from the annotation of a GenBank genome assembly.